This is a messenger RNA of Melanotaenia boesemani (Boeseman's rainbowfish), 1135 nucleotides long. RefSeq lists its product as uncharacterized. The transcript is spliced from 8 exons. Bases 118 to 984 code for a protein of 288 amino acids. NCBI's taxonomy places the organism in Eukaryota, Metazoa, Chordata, Actinopteri, Atheriniformes, Melanotaeniidae. Gene Ontology annotation, biological process: biosynthetic process. The record is from RefSeq and is a predicted model, not a curated record.
GCAGCUAGUAUCGCGAGAGAGAAAUGACUUGCUCUAUGUUCCAAUGCUAAUAAACUUCUUGCCAUUUCACCCACUUUUUUUUUUUUACAACUUGCCACAUACCGUUGCCUGGUAUUAAUGCUAACAGCUGAACGAGGUUUCUUCUACUUGCUGAUUUCAAUGAAAGCCGUAAUUCUCGCCGCCGGUUACGGAACCAGACUCCAGAGGGAUGUUGCUACUGACAACAGCGGGAAGUUCGUUCACCUGACAGGCGUUGCGAAGCCGCUCCUCCCGGUGGGACACUGUGCUCUGAUAUCUCACUGGGUUCAAGCGCUGACCGCCUCUGACUGUGUGGACCGCAUCUAUGUCGUAACUAAUGCUCUUUACCAGGCUGCUUUUGAAGAAUGGGCUGCACAUUUCACAAAUGUCAGGAUUCUCAGUGACCAGACAAGAACCAAUGAUGAACGUCUGGGAGCUGUGGCCUGCUUGCAGCUUGCAGUAAAACAUUUUAAUAUUGAAGGCCAUGUUGUAGUAAUUGGAGGUGACACCCUCUUCAAAGAGGAUUUCAGCCUCAGCAAAGUUAAAGAGAAAUUCUCAGAUGUGCAGCGUAAGAGUGAAGACAGCUGUCUGGUGCUGUCGUACCACUGCAGAGAUGAUGAAACCCAGAAAUAUGGAAUACUGGAAGUAAAUGAGGAUCUCCGUGCCUUCUGCAUGAAGGAGAAACCUCUUCCUUCAGAGACCAAGUCCAGGAGAGCAUGUCCCUGUUUCUACGUGUUGUCAAAGAAAAGCCUUCCUCUGCUGGAUGUCUUCCUUGAUGAAAAGAAGAACGCUCCGAUUGAAGAGAAAGACGCUCCAGGAAACUUUGUGUCUUGGAUCAUUUCAAGGAAACCUGUUUACGUUCAUCAGAUAUCUGGACGGUUCGAUGUUGGAAACCUGCCCUCCUACAUUGAAUGUGACCUUUAUUUCAAAGAAAAGCUUAGAGAUGCAAAGUCUUACAUGGUUUAGAGGAAAUAGGACAAAGAUUUAUUAUAAUUAUGAUCACUUUCUUUUAAUUCAUAUACAUGAAAAAAAUCUAAUGUAAAAUCCUGGACAAAGAACUGUAUGUUUAUAAUGAAGUUUAUAAUGAAUAUUUUCUAAUAAACUGAUUUCUGAUCUA